This is a messenger RNA of Striga hermonthica, 438 nucleotides long. The record is from the annotation of a GenBank genome assembly. Lineage: Eukaryota; Viridiplantae; Streptophyta; Magnoliopsida; Lamiales; Orobanchaceae.
AUGAAUAAUCUUUUGGAUGCCUCACAAAGUCCAAGUUAUGUGGUAGAAAGAGCAUUCCAGGAUGGGAUUAAACAUGUUAUCGUGGCGAAGGAUGGUAUGCACACCAAACAUUUCGUGGAACUCGUUGCUGAAACUGUAGUGAAGUCUGGCUUGCUGAAUGAGCUUCUUCAAGUCCAGAAGCUUGAUGCUUUUGAUGUAGUUUCCAAGCCUUGUAUGGGUGAAAAACUUAAAGUUGUGAGCGAUUACUUGAUAUCUGCCACUGGGAAGGAUCUAAGUUUGAUGAUUAGUUUUAGAACCAGAAGAAAUAGUGAUCCGGCGUCUCAUCAUGUUGUCUUUCUGGAAUCAACGAAUCAAGCUUUUGAUUAUAAGGCAUCGCUCAUUGACCUGGACAUGAAACCACUGAAGAAAAUGAAGCAUUACUAUGAGUUAGACCAGUAG